GCCCCGUGUGGGAGAAACUUGUCAAAAUACACUCUACUGGGAAGAAACUUGUAGAACCGAAAACCUCGGAAACCCAGAGGAGAGCGAUUCGGGAAGUGAGACUCAGGUUUAUCCUGCAAUGGAGACACAAUCUAAACUUACAACACAGAAACUUUAUAAAAUAAUUGUCAUCGGAGAUCCUACAGUUGGGAAGACGUCAUUUGUUCAACGUUACGUUCAGAAUUCAUUCAAUAAGAAUUAUAAAGGGACAGUGGGUGUUGAUUUUGCACUGAAAAUUGUGAAAUUGUCUGAAACACAAACUGUAAGAUUACAACUCUGGGAUAUUGCUGGUCAAGAGAGAUUCACAUGGAUGACAAGAGUAUACUACAAGGAUUGUCAUGGUUGUGUCAUAAUGUUUGAUUUGACAAACAAGAACUCUUUCAUAAACACGCGUAAAUGGAAAAUAGAUGUCGACUCAAAAUGUACUCGUCCAGAUGGCAAGCCAAUUCCUUGCAUACUCCUAGCAAAUAAGUGUGACUUACCAUACCGUCAAGUUGACCAAAUGGAAAUUGAGGAUCUUUACAAGGAACACAAUUUUAUCGGCUGGACAGAAACAUCAGUGAAAGAAGGGCUUAUGGUGGAUGAUUCCAUGAAGUUCCUUGUAGAUGUUGUGAUGCAACAAGAUGGAUCACAGGAAGUCAAAUUAUUAUCAGAAAAUUUGAAGCUCACUGGACAUGGCCCAACCAGCAAAUCCUAUAUGAGAUGUUUUUGCUGAAUGCACAAAUAAACAUGUAGGCAUGCCAACUGCAAUAACAUAUGAUUUGGAAGAAGGCAGUUAUGGUCUAUUGAAGGCACUAUUCAUGCAUUCACCAGGAGAAGCUGAAAAAAACUAUAGCUUUCUUGUGGUUCUAGAAGUUUGUAGCUUAGAAAUGUUAUGUUCGAUUUUCUUUGUUUAAAGAUUCACUUAACUACACAGAACUUGCCACAUGAAUGGUCUGAUCAUGAAUUAAUGGCCAAUAGUCAACUUAAAACUAGUGUUGAAUAAAAAAAAUCUUUGUUUAUUGUUCAUAAA
This is a messenger RNA of Zootermopsis nevadensis, 1051 nucleotides long. RefSeq names its product ras-related protein Rab-29. The record is from RefSeq and is a predicted model, not a curated record. Gene Ontology annotation, molecular function: GTPase activity; GTP binding. Gene Ontology annotation, biological process: endosome to lysosome transport; phagosome-lysosome fusion. Lineage: Eukaryota; Metazoa; Arthropoda; Insecta; Blattodea; Termopsidae. Gene Ontology annotation, cellular component: phagocytic vesicle; trans-Golgi network; late endosome.